GAGGCGUCUCCGAAGCCGCCAUCUUAGGAAGGGAAUGGGGGGUUGGCAAAACAGAUUUUGAGGGUGUGGACAAUUACGUAAUAGGGGCAUUUCAAGCUCUUUUCGUUUGUAGCCAUUGUGGUGAGCGGUUGGUGGAGUUUGAGUAUGUCUUCCCACAAGACUUUCAAGAUCAAGCGGUUUCUCGCUAAGAAGCAGAAGCAGAACCGGCCCAUCCCGCAAUGGAUCCGCAUGAAAACUGGCAAUAAAAUCAGGUACAACUCCAAAAGGAGACACUGGAGGAGGACCAAGCUCGGCCUGUAAAGAGAAGCAGCUCCAAUCUUACCGGCACAACCCUGAAUGGUCUCUUCCUACCAACCUGCCACAUUAUCAGGGCUGGAAUUCUGUCUUGUGCUGUGCAGUCUCCCCCCUUUGUAAAAAUAUUUGUUAUUACAAAUAUUAAUGAACUAAAAACUGAAUGAUG
This is a messenger RNA of Podarcis raffonei (Aeolian wall lizard), 460 nucleotides long. RefSeq names its product 60S ribosomal protein L39. Gene Ontology annotation, molecular function: structural constituent of ribosome. Gene Ontology annotation, biological process: translation. The transcript has a single exon. The coding region runs from base 145 to 300 and encodes 51 amino acids. The record is from RefSeq and is a predicted model, not a curated record. Gene Ontology annotation, cellular component: cytosolic large ribosomal subunit; ribosome. Lineage: Eukaryota; Metazoa; Chordata; Lepidosauria; Squamata; Lacertidae.